Molecule: messenger RNA, 1766 nt
Organism: Anopheles funestus (African malaria mosquito)
Lineage: Eukaryota; Metazoa; Arthropoda; Insecta; Diptera; Culicidae
Product: arrestin domain-containing protein 17-like
Exons: 2
Coding region: 229-1458 (409 amino acids)
Biological process (GO): protein transport
Cellular component (GO): cytoplasm
Source: RefSeq, a predicted model, not a curated record
CACUUUAUGAUAUCUUAAAUAUUAUCACUUAUCGAUAACUCAGCCGAAAUUUGUAAGGGAUACACCUCAUAUUGUUACUUCGUUUCGGUUGGUCUUACUCAUCAGUUCGUACAACGAACCGGUAAAGCAUAGACCGUUUUUGUGCCGUGCUUGUAAUUGGUUAUCCAAAGUUUUGAAACUUUGAUAGAAAUCCAAAGUAAAGGCGAGUCCAUUUUUGUUCGCAAGGAUAUGGGCAGGGAUAAGAACAAAAGCUCCAAGCACAUCAAGUGCGACGUCCAGUUCGACGACAAUCCGCAGGGAGUUUUCCGGGCAGGUGAUACCGUCAGCGGGACGGUAGAAAUACAGCUGGACAAACCAAAGAAAUUUCGAGGCAUUGCUCUUCGUAUCAACGGUUUCGCUGCAACGUCCUGGAAUGCGAAACUAAAAGGAACCGAUGCUAAAAACACCAAAAAUAACAAAAAGACUCACUUCAACGGCCGGGAGGAUUACUUCGGUAGUAUAACCUACUUCGUCGGGUCGGAUGUUGGGAACCCGCUGGAAGUGUUGGCCGGUGUUUACCGGUACACGUUCGCGUGUGAAAUUCCAUCAAAUGCACCAUCCUCCAAGGAAGGAAAGUAUGGCCACAUCCGAUACGUGGUGAAGCUAUCGCUCGAACGUCCGUGGAAGUUCGAUCACAUCUUUCAGAUGCCAUUUAUCGUGAAAAGCCAUGCCGAUCUGAGCUUGGCACAGGAACGGAUGCUGAAACCGUCCAGGGCCGAAUUAGUUCAAACGUUCUACUUUGGGCUAACGGAUCCACUGAUCGUGACAGCGGCAACACCCCGUACGGGAUACGCUCCCGGUGAAGUGAUCGAAGUGUCGAUCCAUGUCAACAACCAGAGCAGUGUGGACGUACGCAGCAUCACGGUGAAGUUCCAGCGCAUCGACACCUUCCUCAGCCAGGUACCGAUCGUAAAACAAUAUCUCGAGCAUACGGUCAUGGAGGAGCGUACCAUCGGACGUGUUGCUGGGCGGAACGAUGCGAUAUUCGAGGAGAACAUACUGAUCGGCUCGACCGUACCAACGGAUGACGAACGGUGCAAGAUCAUCAUGACGCGGUACGAGCUGGAAGUUAUGAUCCGUCCGGUACGAUCGAGAAAGAAACUGUUCCUUGCAUUACCGAUCGUGGUCGGUACGGUGGGACUGCCGAAAUCACUCUACCCGAUGGAGAUGCUGAGUAAGGAAAGGGCCGCCCUCGGGAUGGAUUCAACCGAUGCCGGUACACUCCUUGCUAAUAGCCCGAUACCAUCGGAAUCACCACCACCGUAUCCGGAUGAUGAACAACCGUCCACAUCUCGAGCUUUUUCCACCGAUAACUUAACCGAUGGUCCAACAGCACCAUCAUCCGACGACGUAAAGGAGCACGAAUUUGAGAAAGGUUCCGAACCGUACACUCCGCGUGAUUUCGACGAGAAUGACUAACAACCUCCAAACCAUGGUGCAAGAAUUAAUAGCUAAAAUGUGUGAUAUAAAACAAUUCUAACCAAACAUCGGAGAGGGUGUCGGUUUGUUGUUUUUUUUUUCAAUCAAUCCGGGAAAGAAGCACGAAAUUCUACUUUGUCCUUGAUAACUGACCUGCCCGAAACCACCCCCGAAAUAAGCGAACGGAACGAGCAAAGGGUUUCGGUUCGCACGCGCAUGAUCACGCUCUACCAUGUUCCAACAUUCGCUCGACCACGUUGCGUAGAUGUUGGUGCAAUGCGCAUAGUAAGCAGCAUACGAAAACGGUG